AUGCAGGGCUCGUCGCAGAGCUCUGUGGCUCAGCCGGAAGCCAUAUUGCAAUGGCUUCAGAAGGAAAUGGGGUACCGGCCCUUGGGUCCGUACAGUGCUGCUAGCAAAUCUCAAUUGCCCUCAAUCGACUCGCUGAGGAAGAUUUGCCGGGGGAAUAUGAUACCCAUUUGGAAUUUCUUGAUUACCCGCGUGAAGUCGGAGAAUACGGUGAAGAAUAUUCGGAGGAAUAUAACGGUUCAUGGCGGCGAUAGUGGUGCAUUGGUAAAAUCGGGGAAGGAGGAGGGCUUAAGGAGUAAAGGAGGUAGGAGAAAGGAGAAGCUUGGGGAGGGUUCGAGUGCGGCAGAGACUAGGGAGGCUGCGCUGCAAGAGAGGGACUUGGCGUCAAGGGAAGUGGAGAAGUUGAGGAACAUUGUGAAGAGACAAAGGAAGGAUUUGAAGGCCAGAAUGUUGGAGGUUUCAAGGGCAGAGGCCGAACGGAAGAGGAUGCUUGAUGAACGCUCUAAAAAAAGGCAUAAGCAGGUAAUGUUGGAUGCUUACUAUCAACAGUGUGAUGAAGCGGAAAAGAUAUUUGCAGAGUAUCAUAAACGUCUUCGUUAUUAUGUUAAUCAAGCAAGGGAUGCUCAAAGGUCAGGUGUUGAUUCAUCUCUGGAAUUGGUUAACAGCUUUAGUUCAAGCAGUGAAAAGGAAGCUGUUUAUUCAACUCUUAAGGGCAGUAAAGCAGCAGAUGAUGUACUUCUUAUUGAAACCACUCGGGAAAGAAACAUCCGGAAGGCCUGUGAAUCUCUUGCAGCACAUAUGAUUGAAAAGAUUCGCAAUUCUUUUCCUGCAUAUGAAGGAAGUGGUGUUCAUUUGAAUCCUCAAUUAGAAACAGCCAAGUUAGGCUUUUAUUUUGAUGGGGAAUUACCUGAUGAGGUUAGAGCUGCGAUUGUGAAUGGGUUAAAGAGUCCUCCUCAAUUGCUUCAGGCAAUUACUUCAUACACAUCACGGUUGAAAUCUCUAAUUUCCAGAGAAAUAGAGAAAAUUGAUGUUAGAGCUGAUGCAGAAACUUUAAGGUACAAGUAUGAGAACAACCGAGUUAUCGAUGUUUCUUCUCCUGAUGUGAGUUCACCGUUACACUAUCAACUUUAUGGUAAUGGAAAGAUAGGAGUUGAUGCACCUUCUAGAGGAACUCAACUUCUUGAACGACAGAAAGCACAUGUUCAGCAAUUUUUGGCUACUGAAGAUGCACUGAACAAAGCUGCAGAAGCUAGGGAUCUGUGUCAAAAACUUAUAAAACGCUUGCAUGGAAAUAGUGACGCAGUUUCUUCAGGCACAUCACAGAAUGUGGGCAGUCUUAGGCAACUUGAGCUGGAGGUUUGGACCAAGGAAAGAGAAGUUGCUGGCUUGAGGGCUAGCUUGAAUACGCUGAUGUCUGAAAUACAACGCUUGAAUAAAUUAUGUGCAGAAAGGAAAGAAGCUGAAGAUUCAUUGAAAAAGAAGUGGAAAAAGAUUGAAGAAUUUGAUUCCCGCAGAUCGGAACUUGAAAUCAUAUACAGUGCUCUACUAAAAGUAAACAUGGAUGCUGCUGUGUUCUGGAAUCAGCAGCCAUUAGCCGCACGGGAGUAUGCAUCAACCACUAUUAUUCCAGCAUGCACAAUAGUUAUGGAUCUUUCAAAUAGUGCAAAAGAUCUUAUUGAAAGAGAAGUUUCUGUUUUUGAUCAAAGUCCUGAUAAUAGCCUCUACAUGCUUCCAGCAACUCCACAGGCACUACUGGAGUCCAUGGGUGCAAGUGGGUCUACUGGACCUGAAGCUGUUGCUGCUGCAGAAAAGAAUGCUGCUAUAUUAACUGCAAAAGCAGGUGCCAGGGAUCCAUCAGCAAUACCAUCCAUAUGUCGAAUAUCUGCUGCCCUUCAGUAUCCUGCUGGUUUGGAGGGUUCAGAUACUGCUUUAGCAUCAAUCCUAGAGUCCCUGGAGUUCUGCUUGAAACUUCGUGGUUCUGAGGCUAGUGUGUUGGAGGACUUAGCAAAGGCAAUCAAUUUGGUCCAUACACGGCAGGAUCUUGUUGAAAGUGGUCAUGUGUUGUUGAACCAUGCGUAUAGAGCUCAACAAGAAUAUGAAAGGACAACAAGUUAUUGUUUAAAUUUGGCUGCGGAGCAAGAGAAAACUGUCAUGGAGAAAUGGUUGCCCGAACUUAAGGUUGCAAUUUUGAGUGCUCAGAAAUGCUUGGAGGAUUGCAACCAUGUUAGGGGAUUGCUUGAUGAAUGGUGGGAGCAACCAGCAGCAACUGUUGUUGACUGGGUCCUAGUUGAUGGAUUAAAUGUUGCUGCUUGGCAUAAUCAUGUGAAGCAGCUCCUUGCAUUUUAUGAUCAAGAGCACUUGUGA
Messenger RNA from Prunus armeniaca (apricot), 2361 nucleotides. NCBI's taxonomy places the organism in Eukaryota, Viridiplantae, Streptophyta, Magnoliopsida, Rosales, Rosaceae. The record is from the annotation of a GenBank genome assembly.